ACCUGUAUGUUUUGAAAAUACAAGCAUCUGUUUCCAUGUUUUAUUUGCUGUAAGUAUUUGUGGUAGUUCCUUCUGUUUCUUCCAAGAUUUUGAGAGAAAAGAAGGUGGGUGAUGGUUAGGGAAAUGACAACUACACCAACUUCAAUGAAUGGGGGAGAUGGAGAGAAUAGCUAUACCCGCAAUUCCGCUUCACAGGGAGUGGCCUUUGAGCUUGUGAAGUCAUUGAUCAGUGAAGGAAUUGCUACAAAGCUUGAUCUGGUUCGACUCAUAUCGCCUUCGUCCCCAAAAAUAUUAAGGAUUGCUGAUUUGGGAUGUUCUGUUGGGCCCAACACAUUCACAUCAGUGCAAGAAAUAACAAAUUAUCUGAAACUAAAAUGCCGACAACGAGAUCAUGAUGUUGAAUUCCAAGUGUUUUUCAAUGACCAAUUCUCGAACGAUUUCAACACUCUCUUUAAGAAUCUUCCAUCUGAUAGGCAGUAUUUUGCAGCUGGUGUGCCGGGGUCUUUUCAUGAUCGUUUGUUCCCUGAGAAUUUUCUCCAUUUCAUGCACUGCUCAUAUUCACUGCAUUGGCUCUCAAGUGCACCUAAAGAGUUGGUAGAUCAAGACUCCCCUGCAUAUAAUAAAGGGAGGAUCUAUUAUGCAGCUGCCCCCACAGCAGUUGUUCAGGCCUACUCAAAUCAAUUUGCAAAGGACAUUACUUCUUUUCUGAAUGCAAGAUCACAUGAGGUUGUCCCUGGAGGGCUUAUGACACUUGUGAUACCAGGUGUUCCAGAUGGUGUCCCUCAUUCACAGUGCGGUUUUGUUGCAACUCAUGCUUUAAUUGAAGCCUGUCUCAUAGACAUCCACCAUCAGGGAUUAAUCAGUGAAGCUAAGAUUGACUCCUUCAAUAUGCCCAUAUACAUCCCAGCUGCACCAGAGAUUAAGGCUUUGAUAGAGAAAAAUGGUUGUUUCAGCAUCGAAAAGAUGGAAUCAAUAAUCUAUGGUGAGGAAGUAGUAAAAUUAUUAUAUAUAGAUGAACAAAUGGUAAGUUCACAACUAAGAGCUGUUUGGGAGGGAAUUAUCAGUGAGCACUUUGGAAACGAUAUUGUUGACGAACUUUUUGAUCAGUUUGCCAAGAGAUUUGCAGAGGCUUUCAUGGGUUCCAAGCCAAGAAACAAUGGGCGAACGGUUCUGAUAUUUGCGCUUCUCAAGCGCAACCUCUGA
Messenger RNA from Tripterygium wilfordii, 1203 nucleotides. Its product is annotated as loganic acid O-methyltransferase-like. Lineage: Eukaryota; Viridiplantae; Streptophyta; Magnoliopsida; Celastrales; Celastraceae. Gene Ontology annotation, molecular function: S-adenosylmethionine-dependent methyltransferase activity. Gene Ontology annotation, biological process: methylation. The transcript has 3 exons. Bases 112 to 1203 code for a protein of 363 amino acids. The record is from RefSeq and is a predicted model, not a curated record.